Rotaria sp. Silwood2 is the source of this 1758-nucleotide messenger RNA. Lineage: Eukaryota; Metazoa; Rotifera; Eurotatoria; Philodinida; Philodinidae. The record is from the annotation of a GenBank genome assembly.
AUGGAUGAUAACGAACUUCUUCAUGAAUCAUUUGAUUAUCAUGAUUUUUUUGGUGAAAAUACAGAUGAUUAUCAUACAAUGACAUGUGCUGAAACAAUUAAUGUUUCAGCAAUAAAUAAUACAAAUGAAAAUAUUGGACAUUUAAAUAAUAAUAAUAAUGCUAAUAGUGGUACACCAAUUAAAAAUCGUCCAAACGGUAAUGUUUUAAUGGCAACAACAACUGAUGAAUAUUUUAGUUCAGGACUUAAUGUAACAAAUGGACAAGUUAUUAAAACUGAAGGAACUAUUCCAACAACAACACAAUAUUUUAAUGGAAAUGCAAAUCAAUUUAAUACCAAUCAACAACAAACAUUUACAUUUGAUAAUAUUGUGUAUAAUACAAUUGUACCGAAUCAACCAGUGUUUAAUAUUCAACAAAUUAAUUUACAAUCAAUUAACAAACCAGCAACAACACCAGCUAGUGCAUCACCACCACCACCACCAAGAGUUUAUAAACCUUGUGUAGUUUGUGGUGAUAAAAGUUCGGGAUAUCAUUAUGGUGUUUCAAGUUGUGAAGGUUGUAAAGGUUUUUUUCGACGCAGUGUACAAAAGAAUAUGACAUAUCAAUGUCAUAAAGAUCAAAAUUGUGAAAUAAAUAAAAUGACAAGAAAUCGUUGUCAAUAUUGUCGUUUUCAAAAAUGUUUUUCUGUUGGAAUGAGUAAAGAAGAAUUACGAUUAUCAAAUCAAGCAAAAAAAUUAUUAAAUGAAACAGAUCCAAAAACACCUAAUACUCGUAUUGAACGUACAAAUAAAAAACGACCAACAACAAUAAUGAAACGUUCAGUUGAUGAAAUACAUCAAAUACCAUCAACAGAAUAUUUACCUGUACUUGCACCGAAAUUACCACCAACACGUCUUGCUGUUGAAAAUAAUUCUGAUGAUGAAAAAUUAAUUAAAAUUUGUGUUAAUUUACAUAAAUCGACCUUUAAUUUUAAACCAUCUCAAGAAAUUGAUGAAAAACCGGAUAUACGUUGGCAAACUGCUGAUGAAUUUAGUCAAAAAGGUAUAAUGCAGUGUAUACAAUUUUGUAUGCAAAUGCCAGGAAAUAAUGAAUUAUCAAUACAAGAACGUGCACAUUUACUUAAGUUAGGUGCACAUGAAGUUGCAUUAUUACGUUUAGCUUAUCGUUAUGAACCUGAAGAAGAUAAAUUAUAUUUAUCAAAUGGUGCUUGUGUCGAUGAACAUACACUUAUGACACAAGGUUUUGGUUGUUAUGGACAUACAUUUUUACAAUUUUGUAGAAUAUUCAGUCGAUUAGAAUUAACAAUUGAAGAAUUUGUUCUACUUUGUUGUAUUGUAUUUUUCAGUUAUGAUCGAAUUGAAGGUCAAGCAACAAGAGUAAAAGUUGAAGAAUUACAAACACGUUAUUGUGAAAUUGAAAGAUUACACAUAGCAAGAAAUCGUAAUCAUGAUCAAAUGCAUUUUACAAAAUUACUUCUUUUAUUAUCAAAAUUGCGAGCUCUUGAUGCAUUAAUUGCCGAACGUCUUCUUUGUUUACAAAUGAAUACAGAUGGACAAGUACAAAAAUGUAUUUUUGAAGUUCUACAUCGUGAAGCAACAAAUGUUGUGGUGGAUAUGGAAAUAGAUUUUCUUGAUGCUGUUGAUACAAAACCGGAUUAUAGUUGGCUUGAUUAUUCACCUAGUGAACAACAAAUAACAACAACAACAACAACUGUUGUUUCAUUGCCGUCACAGCAAACAAUUGUUAAUAAUAAUUAA